GCAAGCAAGGAUGGAAAUGUUUAAAGAAAUAACUUCAACUUUAUAAAUAAAUAAUAUAAUUUUAAUAACUUAUCACUUUCUCUACUACUUCAGCAGAAGAUCUCCCCAUAUCUCACCUCUUUUCUGUAUGCAGAACCUUAGAGCAUCGUUGUUCAGUCCUGAUCAGAAAGGCUAUUAAGAUUUACUAUGGAUAACAUCUAUUUUAAACUUAUGCAGGGCUUUGUAGUCCCAAUUUAAGUGUCUUACUUAUGGUUGCAUAAACCCUUUAAUAUUGUCCGUUUAAAUAUUGUUGGAUUUGAGUCUUCAGUGGGUUGUAUAGUAUAGAUCCUGCUGUAGAUAGACAGAUUUACAACAGUCUGUUUAGUGAUCAUUCAAAGUUACAAAAACACUGAAAAAAGUGACUUAUGACCAUUUCCCACACUUACGACCGUGGCAGCAUCCCCAUGGUCACAGGAUCAAAAUUCAGAUGCUGGGCAACAAACUCACAUUUAUGCCAGUUGCAAUGCCCUGGGAUCAUGUGAUCCACUUUUGCAACCUUCUGACAAGCAAAGCCAAUGGGGAAGCCAGAUUUACUUAACCAUGUUAGUAAUUUAACAACUGCAGUGAUUCAGUUAACAAAUAUGGCAAAAAUGUCGUAAAGUAGGGCAAAACUCAUUUAACAAAUUCCUAAUUUAGCAACAUAGAUUCUGUGCUCAAUUGUUAAGUCGUGUUUGAUGUGAUUUACUGAUUUUUCUUUUCCAUGAAACAGCCUUUGUUAUAGGUCACAGGUACUAGGGAUCAGAUUGUCUCAAACUUGAGACUGUAUUAUUAGCAUUUUAAAAGGUGAUAUUAGCACUUUUAACACGGCAGGGUUUUUUUUUAACUUUAAGGAAACAUGUUUUUCCCUUCUUAGCCAAGGACAUUUUUUUGUCAUAUGAGGGCUUACAUUUUGGGCAACUACACAAUAGACAGCGUAUUCUGAAUGCUCCUGAAUAGGUUUGCGAAUUUUAAGCCACCGGGCCUGGUGGCUCAGCAGACUGAUAGCAUUGUGAUUAACACCAGCUGUCUGCAAUUACUGUAAGUUCGAAUCUUGCCAGGCUCAAGGUUGACUCAGCCUUCCAUACUUUCUAAGGUAGGUAAAAUGAGGACCCAGUUUGUGGGGGCAAUAAGCUGACUUUGUAUAAAUAUACAAAAGUAUGAAGGCUAUUGCUUAAUGCAUUGUAAGCUGCCCUGAGUCUCCGGAGAAGGGCGGCAUAUAAAAAGAAAAAAGAAAAAAAAGAAAGAUACAAACCCAGCUGCCAAAGAAUAAAUUAACCCAUAAAUUUGCCACUUUUGGAAUAUUACCUGUGUUUCUCCAUAGGCGCCCAAACACUUUUUGCCUGGACGGAGAACUGACGGAGAGUAAAAGCUUCAUCUGCUUGCUAAUGGAGCUCUUGGGAAUGGAGUGAAUUCACUGACAGAGACUGGAAGCUUUGUCUGUUUGCAAAAGGAAAGAGUGUGGCAGGCAGAGGGAGGCAGCAGGGGAGAUUUGCGCUGCCUGGUCAUUCAGCUUCCCCCAACUAUCCACGCCACUCUCCUGGCCUGAAGGUGCAUUCCACCGGCACUGCUUUGGGCAGCCCUGUAAACCUAGGGCAGUGGGCAAGCAGACGGUGAGAGGGUGCAGACGGGCAGCUUCAGCAGCUGUCUGGUAGGCAGGGGGAGAUGGCUGGGGAGGCUUGUGCCACCCCAUCACGAUGCAAGCUACAGGAGAGUUGGCGGAGGGAAAGGAGGAGGAGGCUGCCGCUGGGCAAGUAAUCUGCGAGGUGAAGCAUGGGCGGUCAGGACCGAAGAAAGCCCCUUCAGUGGUGGACACGGCUGUUGCGCAGCAGCAGCGGAGUCUUUUGCUGUUACUCUCUCUGGCUCCAACACCGUGGAGGGGGACUGCAGUGAGCAACCAGACGGUGGGAUUUCCAGUGUUGGAGCAUUCACAACUCCUGCAUGCAGCCCAGAACUAUGUUGGCUUUUUUGGCAGUCGCUGUACACUGCUGGCUCAUAUCUAAAUGGUUGUCCACUAGGACUCCAAGAUCCCUUUCACAGUUACUACUAUUGAGCAAGUCUGAAUCCUGAUUUUUUUUUUAAACAGACAGCUUAGAAGAUGCCAGAAGAAAUUAAAGUAUUGGUAGAAGGAGUUUCUCGAUACUGUGAUUGUUUGACUCCUGAGAUGACAACUACAUCUUCUCCUGGAAGCUGUGAUGGAAAGAAUGCAAGAAAUCCUGGCCACAACAAAGCUCUCAUACCUAAGUGCAUUUCAGACAAAUUAUUCACCGUAGGAGCGGUUGUUGUAAUUGCAGCUUUGAUCAUUAUUAUCAUUUCAUUGGCUGUUAAAAAGACAGAAACAUGUUUGCCUUGCCGUCCCCUUGUAAGUGUUGCCUGCCCAGAUUCCUGGAUUAGAUACCAUGGAAAAUGUCUUUAUGUAUCAAAAGAAGAAAGGAAUUGGUCUCUCAGUUUAACAACCUGUUCCUCAUUUAAUGCAUCCUUGGCAGUGAUUGAUACUCAGAAGGAAUUGGAUUUUUGGGUGGAUAUUUUCCGUUCCUCUCAUUACUGGUUUGGUCUCUCAAGAAAAGUUAACCAGAUCUGGAAAUGGUCCAAUGGCACAGAGUUUAAAAAUCAGUUUCCAGUGCGAGGAGAAGGCUUCUGUGCAUAUCUGAAUGGAAAAGGGGCCAGUAGUACCAUAUGCUCCAUGGAGAAACGUUUUCUCUGCAGCCGGCCAGAAAGUUACAACAAGGCUGGAAUGAAGGGGAGCUCCUGGCUGGGAGAAAUAUGGGGGGGGAGGGCAGAGCAAUAUGGCCAUUGAGUGACAGCAUCUCAAGGGGGGGGGGUCUUAAUUUUUUAUCUGAGCUUUUCUUUAAAGCUAAACUAUUUAAUUCAAGAAUUGUAUUUAAAUAACAUUAAUCUGAAUUAGUUUUUAGUAAUUUUUGCUUUAGAAUUGAAGCAGUAUACAAGUCUAAGUGCUAUUGCUAUUUCUAGCCAGUAUUUUAGAGCCUGGACUUUUAACUGCACUGAAUGCCUCCUAAUGAUGGGAGGCAGCAAAGCUCUGAAACAGGAACAAAAAAAGGAUCCAGAGAUAAAAACAAGCCUGAGAUGCCACAAACAGAAAAUUCCAAGCAUUUUGAACAUUUCAAAAAUGUCAGCAAUCUCUAGAUAGCUGAAACUGAAGGAUUUAUUUCAGCACAAUUCUAUAAGUAAGUCUCCUUAUUUUCCUCUUUACCCCCUCGGCAAUCUGCACUGAUAAAUCUAAUGCCGUGGGAAGAAGGCAAUUUCUCUUCCUCCAAAGAUAAAGUUUCUACAGGAGAAAGAGGGGAGGAUGCCUUUAAAACCACAAAAAAAAUAAAAAUAAAAAAUUUAAAAGGCGGAUGCAGAUUUGAGCCUUGGUAGUACAGUGGUCUAAGGCACCCUGUUAUUAAGCUGGUUAUUAAGACCAGCUGCCUGCAAUUACUGCAGGUUCGAAUCUCGCCAAGGCUCAAGGUUGACUCAGCCUUCCAUCCUUUCUAAGGUAGGUAAAUUGAGGACCCAGUUGUGGGGGCAAUAAGCUGACUUUGUAUAAAUAUACAAAAGGAUGAAGGCUAUUGCUGAGCACAUUGUAAGCCGCCCUUCUCCGAAGAAGGGCAGCAUAUAAAUCAUUUUUUUUUUAAAAAAAGAUUUAUUUAUUUAUUCAAUUUAUAUACUGCUCUUCUCCCCAGGGGGACUCAGGGCGAUGGACAGCCAACUUAAAACACAUAUAGUACAAAAGAAAAAAACUAAAAUAAAUUAAAUCAUCGGCAUUUCCAAUUUAAAAUCCCAGAUCUGCAAAAUCGAAAAGUUCCCAAUUUAAAACCCAGAAUCAAUAAAAUCGAAAAUUUAAAAACCCCCUUAAAACCAUUUAAGCUAGGCCAGCUUGUUGGAAUAAAUAAGUCUUCAGGGCCUUUCGGAAAGCGCAGAGGUCUGGGGUCAGUCAUAUUCCAGGAGGUAGUUCAUUCCACAGGUUGGGUGCCCCCACAGAGAAGGCUCUCCCCCUGGGGGUCGCCAGCCAACAUUGCUUGGCUGACAGCACCCUGAGGAGGCCCUCUCUGUGCGAGCGUACUGGCCGGUGGGAGGUUAUCAAUAGUAGCAGGCGGUCUCGCAGGUAUCCCGGCCCUAUGCCAUGGAGCGCUUUAAAGGUGAGAACCAACACCUUGAAACGCACCCGGAAGACCACUGGGAUUGCUAAGAACUGCCUAUUAAGAGCAUGUAGUACAGUGGACUAAAGCACUGUUAUUAACAUCUGCUUGCAAUUACUGCAAGUUCAAAUCUCACCAGGCUCAAGGUUGACUCAGCCUUCCAUCCAUUCUAAGGUAGGUAAAAUGAGGACCUAGAUUGUGGGGGCAAUAAGCUGACUUUUGUAUAAAUAUACAAAAGUAUGAAGGCUAUUGCUUAACGCAUUGUAAGCUGCCCUGAGUCUCUGGAAAAGGGCGGCAUAUAAAAGCAAAAACAAACAAACAAACAAAAAACUGCUAAAACAGUUAUUGCUGUUAGGUGUCAAUCAGAACUUAAGAUAGUUUUACAGCCCCUCAGAUUCUGCUGCAGAUUGCACGUUUUUCAUGAAAAGUAGGUGGAAAAAUAGAAGAGUAUUAUUACAAUCACUUUCAAAAUUGCUUCAUUGUUCUGUUCUGUUCUAUUCUAUUCUUCUGUUCUGUUCUGUUCUGUUCUAUUCUAUUCUAUAUUUCUAUUUCUAUUCUAUCAAGAGUAUAUUCCAUUGAGUUUACAGAAGUCUCUUGACUCUCCAGAUGGCAAAGUCGUAAAAGGAAUAAUGUUUAUUUAUAGUCAUUCCACACUCCCUUCAAUGAUCUUUAAACACAGAGAUUUCUUUUAAGGGGAAGUCUAUAUAUCACCUAUAUGGCCUCUGCUAAAUUUUGGGAUGAGAGCUAAGCUCGCGGGCGAGGGUAGCAUACUGUAAGUCCCAGAAAUGAUUAAAUCAGUUAGCCAAUAUCCAUACAGCAGAAAUAUUGUAUAUGUGUAAAAAUAAAAUAGUCCUCAACUUACAACCAUUCAUUUAGUCACAGUUUGAAAUUGCAACAGUACUGAAAAAAGUGACUUAUGAAUGGUUUUGACACAACUGUUGCAAUAUUCCCCAUGGUCAUGUGAUCAGAAUUCAGGUGCUUGGCAACUGACAUUUAUUUCUGAGAGUUGUACUCUCCUGGGGUCAUGUGAUCACCAUUUACAAUACAAUACAAUGCAAUUCUUUAUUAGCUAAGUGUGAUUGGACACGCACGGAAUUUGUCCUUGGUGCAUAUGCUCUUAGUGUACAUAAAAAGAAAAGAUACAUUCAUUAAGAAUCAUAAGGUACAAUACUUAAUGAUAGUCAUAGGGUACAAAUAAGCAAUCAAAUCAUACUAGGAAACAAUCAAUAUAAAUUGUAAGGGUACGGCUACAAGUUACAGUAAUGCAGUCAUAAGUGGGAGGAGAUGGGUAAUAGGAACGAUGAGAAAAUAAUAGUUCAGACUUAGUGAAUAGUUUGACAGGGUUGAGGGAAUUAUUUGUUUAGCAAAGUGAUGAUGGUAUUUGGGUAAAAACUGUUCUUGUGUCUAGUUGUUCUGGUGUGCAGUGGUCUAUAGCUGUGAUGGUGAACCUAUCGCACACGUGCCACAAGUGGAGCACGGAGCCAUAUCUCUGGGCAUGUGAGCAUUGCCCUAGCUCAGCUCCAGCACUCGUGCACACUCCAGCCAGCUGAUUUUCGGGCCUUCCGGUCCCACCGGAAGCCGUUUCUGGCCUCGGGAGGGCCUCUGGGUGGGGGGGGGGGAAAGGCCGUAUUCACCCUCCCCAGGCUCCAAGAAAGCCUGGGGAGCCUGGGGAGAGUGAAAAACAGGCCUUCCAGUUCCACUGGAAAUCAGGAAACAGGCUGUUUCCGGCCUCCAGAGGGCAUCUUGGGGGGGAGGCCAUUUUCUCCCUCUCCAGGCUCAAAAAAACUGGUGCCUGAGGAGGGCAAAAAAUGGGCCUGCCAGGCCCACCAGUAACCUUUUUGCUAUCACGUGCCAAAAGCAGGGGGAGCGCGGGGUGGGGUGGGGCACGAAGGGGACAUUGAAUUAUGGGUGUGGGCACGCGCAUGCGUGAGCCCCCCCACUCCUCCCGCUUUUGGCACGCGACGGCACAAAAGUUAGCCAUCACUGCUCUAUAGUAUCGUUUUGAGGGUAGGAGUUGAAACAAUUUAUAACCUUCCCAGCCAGCACAAAACUAGGUUCACAGAUUUCCCUGUGUUAUUUUCCAAGCCUACAUUUCACAAUUCCGACAGCUUCUGUAUUGUCUUACGUUAUUAAGGUAAAGUCUCCCUUGAGCCAAGAUUGUUCCUCUUGAUUUCAUGGGCACAUUUAUGUAGGUUUGGGAUCAGGACUAUGGUAAUGAAUUUUCUUCUUCCAAGGGCCUGGAGCCCUAAUGGAGGUAUGUCAUCCUGAAGGUGGACUGAGGAAAGAUUGUGCCUCCACACCGUUUGUGCUUGCCCCUUUUCAUGCCAUCUUCAUUAUUUUUUAAUGUUAGUACUUACGAUUUUAAUAAUGUUUUCCUUGCUUCUUUUAUUGUUUGAAAGCCACCUCUAGGCAAGAUGGGCAGCAGUAGUGGGAUUCAAAUCCCGUCACUCCCGGUUUGCUCAUGGGCGUGCACAUGCGCAGAGACAUCCGGGCGGGUGGGCAGAGCCGCUGCUACCAGUUUGCCCGAUCCAGAGCGAACCAGUAGCAACCCACCACUGAUGGGCAGCAUAUAAAUUCAGUAACAAUCCUGGAAUGCUUAUAGUUCCUGCAUCAGAGAGCGUUUUGGAUUUCACGUGGAAAGUGUAGAAGUGCUAACAUGGCAUCUGCUUGCACCUCAUUAAAGUAGCUGCUUCUAUUUCCAACAUUGCAAAGCCAUACCCAAAGUACUGUAAAUCUUAAAUGUUCACCCAGUGUUAAAAACAAAAAAUGAGAACACAUUUUAAAAUCCAUGUCAUAGCUGCAAAAGGACAAAUAUUAAAAAUUAGCAUGGAGCAGUGGUUCAGAUACUGAAUUUUGUGUAGGAGAUCUUAGUUAAAAUCCAACCUCCGUCAAUGGAAGCUAAUGAGGGGAGCCUCACUCUGAACUCAGCAUAACUGACACCAACGUUUCUCAGAAGAUUUGUAGGAAGAACCUUCUACCUCUACUCUGUGCUUUGCUCCCUUGCUUGCCAUGUUGGUUAAUAUUUAAGCUAUUUUAAUGUGACUAUUAUUUUAAUGUUUUCAUUGUUUGAUGUUUGAUAUGACUGAUAUAAUAAUAAUAAAUAAUAAUAUAUAAUAAUAA
Pantherophis guttatus is the source of this 7274-nucleotide messenger RNA. The record is from RefSeq and is a predicted model, not a curated record. Lineage: Eukaryota; Metazoa; Chordata; Lepidosauria; Squamata; Colubridae.